Peromyscus californicus insignis is the source of this 10130-nucleotide messenger RNA. It is a transcript of the gene Syne3, whose product is annotated as spectrin repeat containing nuclear envelope family member 3. The record is from RefSeq and is a predicted model, not a curated record. Gene Ontology annotation, molecular function: actin filament binding. Gene Ontology annotation, cellular component: cytoplasm; meiotic nuclear membrane microtubule tethering complex; nuclear outer membrane. The coding region runs from base 366 to 3296 and encodes 976 amino acids. The transcript is spliced from 18 exons. Gene Ontology annotation, biological process: nuclear migration. NCBI's taxonomy places the organism in Eukaryota, Metazoa, Chordata, Mammalia, Rodentia, Cricetidae.
AUCUGAAAAGAUGGGCUCUUUUGUUUUCUCACGUGCUGGACUGUGAACACAUUGUUUUCACUCCCGAGAAGCAGAAAGUCUGGCCAGCCCAGCCUGGCAGGCCACAGGGAAAUGGCCUUGUGGAAAACAGAUGGGCGGGGUCCUUGUAGCUGUCAGGUGGCAGGACUCUGAGCUGACAGUCCCAGCCUGCCCACACUGCCCCAUGCACAGAACAUGCUGUCUGCAGGACAGAGGUGGGAUGCACCCGAGGCCUGCUUGGUUUUGUCGGGGUGUAUCUGGGACACCCUCAGAUCCCUAGUGACCUCCUCUCUUCCCACCGGAAGGUGUUCUUCCUGCCUGCCCCCCGGAGAGUCUCCACAGGUGCCAUGACGCAGCAGCCCCAGGAGGACUUUGACAGAAGUGUGGAAGAUGCCCAGGCGUGGAUGAAGGUGGUACAGGAGCAGCUUCAGGUCAAUGACAACACACAGGGGCCCCGAGCGGCCCUGGAGGCACGGUUGCGCGAGACAGAGAAAAUCUGCCAGCUAGAGCCUGAGGGAUGCAUGAAGGUGGAACUGGUCCUGCGGGCGGCUGAGGCCCUCCUGGCAACCUGCCAGGAGGGCCAGAAGCCUGAGAUCCUGGCCCAGCUGAAGGAUAUCAAGUCCCAAUGGGAGGAGACGGUCACCUACAUGACUCACUGCCACAGCCGCAUCGAGUGGGUGUGGCUGCAUUGGAGCGAGUAUCUGCUGGCCCGGGAUGAGUUCUACCGCUGGUUCCAGAAGAUGGUGGUCGCUCUGGAGCCGCCUGUGGAGCUGCAGCUGGGCCUGAAGGAGAAGCAGUGGCAGCUGAGCCACGCCCAGGUGUUGCUGCAUAAUGUGGACAAUCAGGCUGUGCUCCUGGAUAGGCUGCUGGAGGAGGCAGGCUCCCUGUUCAACAGGAUCGGGGACCCCAGUGUGGAUGAAGAUGCCCAGAAGAAGAUGAAGGCUGAGUACGAUGCUGUGAAGGCCAGAGCCCAGCAUAGGGUGGAUCUCCUGACCCAGGUGGCCCAGGAGCAUGAGCAGUACCAGGAGGCUGUGACCGAGUUCCAGCUGUGGCUGAAGGCAGUGGUGGAGAAAGUGCGCAGCUGUCUGGGGCGGAACUGCAAGCUGGCUAUGGAGCUUCGCCUCUCUGCACUGCAGGACAUCGCCAAGGAUUUCCCUAGGGGUGAGGAGUCUUUGAACAGGUUGGAGGAGCAGGCCGAGGGUGUCAUCCAGAACACCUCUCCUUUGGGUGCAGAGAAGAUCUCCGGGGAGCUGGAGGAGAUGCGGGGGGUCCUGGAGAAGCUGAGAGUCCUCUGGAAGGAGGAAGAAGGGAGACUGCAGGGUCUGCUCCAGUCCAAGGGGGCCUGUGAGCAGCAGAUCCUGAGGCUGGAGGCAGAGCUGGGAGAGUUCAAGAAAAGCCUUCAGAGGUUGGCCCAUGAGGGCUUGGAGCCCACGGUGAAGACAGCCACAGAAGAUGAGCUGGUGGCCCACUGGAGGCUGCUCUCGGGGGCACGGGCUGCACUAGCUUCAGAGGAGCCCCGUGCAGACCGGCUACAAACUCAACUGAAGGAACUUGUCACCUUCCCUGACCUACAGUCACUCUCCGAUAGCGUGGUGGCCGCCAUUCAGGAAUAUCAAAGUAUGAAGGGAAAGAAUGCCAGGCUCCACAAUGCGACCAGGGCAGAGCUGUGGCAGCGUUUCCAGCGGCCCCUCAAUGACCUGCAGCUGUGGAAGGCCCUGGCUCAGAGGCUCCUGGACAUCACCACCAGCCUGCCGGACCUGCCCUCCAUUCACACCUUUCUGCCCCAGAUUGAGGCAGCCCUGGCAGAGAGCUCCCGGCUGAAAGAGCAGCUGGCGAUGCUGCAGCUGAAGACAGACUUGCUGGGGAGCAUCUUGGGCCAGGAGAGAGCAGCCGCUCUCCUGGAGCAGGUGGCAAGUUCUGUGAGGGACAGAGACUUACUGCAUAACAGCCUUCUGCAGAGGAAGAGCAAACUACAGAGCCUGCUCGCCCAGCACAAGGACUUCGGGGUGGCUUUUGACCCCCUACACAGGAAACUCCUAGACCUCCAAGCCAGGAUCCAAGCAGAGAAAGGACUUCAGCGGGACCUUCCUGGAAAGCAGGUUCAGCUCCUAAGGUUGCAGGGCCUGCAGGAAGAGGGUCUCGAUCUGGGGACACAGAUAGAGGCUGUGAGGCCUCUUGCCCAGGAGAACUCUAACCACCAGCACAAAGUGGACCAGAUUUCCUCUGACCAGCAAGUCCUGAAGAGGUCCCUAGAGGACCUUGUGGACAGGUGUCAGCAGAGCGUCCGAGAGCACUGCACCUUCAGCCACCGGCUGUCAGAGCUGCAGCAGUGGGUUACCAUGGUCACACAGACGCUGGAGACACACCAAGGGGAUGUGCAUCUUUGGGAUGCUGAGUCCCAAGAGACUGGACCUGAGAAGCUGCUGGCUGAAAUUCCAGAGAGAGAGGUCCAGCUGUCCCUGCUCCAAGCACUGGGCCAGCUUGUGAUGAAGAAGUCUUCUCCAGAGGGGGCGGCCUUGGUCCAGGAGGAUCUGAGGAAGCUGGUGGAGUCUUGGCAGGCCCUACGGCUGCUAGAGGAGAAUCUGCUGAGUCUCAUCAGAAACGAGCAGCUGCAGAGGACAGAAGUGGACACGGGGAAGAAACUACUCUUCACCAACAACAUCCCGAAGGCUGGCUUUCUCAUCAACCCCCAGGACCCUAUUCCCAGGCAUCGGCAUGGGGCAAACGUACUGGAAGAGCAUGACCUCCAUGAAGAUCACUCCCAGCUCCUGAGGGACUUUGAACAGUGGCUGCAGGCGGAAAACUCCAAGUUAGUUGGAAUCAUUGCAAUGAGAACAGCCACAGCCAAGGACUUGAGGACCAGAAAGAUGAAACUGCAGGAGCUGGAGGCCCGAAUUCCAGAAGGCCAGCAUCUCUUUGAGAACCUGCUCCGACUCAGGCCAGCAAGGGACCCCUCCAAUGAACUGGAAGAUCUGCGCUAUCGUUGGAUGCUGUACAAGUCCAAACUCAAGGACUCUGGCCACCUGCUGACGCAGAGUUCUCCAGGGGAGCUGACUGCAUUCCAAAAGAGUCGACAGCAGAGGCGGUGGCGGAAUCCCUGCUCUCUCCUGCAGAAAGCAUGCCGCGUGGCGCUGCCGUUGCAGCUGCUGCUCCUGCUCUUUCUUCUGCUGCUCUUCCUGCUGCCGGCUGGUGAGGAGGAGCGCAGCUGCGCCCUGGCCAACAACUUCGCCCGUUCCUUCGCUCUCAUGCUUCGUUACAACGGCCCCCCGCCCACCUAGCCCACUGGGGCCUACAGGUGACUUUCUGCAGACCCGCUGAGGCUGGCUGCUGGGGGAAGCUGGACAGACCAGACACCCAGAAGAGCCUCUGUCUAAAUGCUGCAUCUGUUCCCAGAACUUGCUUUUUCUACGAUGUCAUUUCUGUCUAUUUAUACUAAAUGUGUACUAUGUGUGGUUAGGGAAUAAUGUACAGAUUUUUUUAUACGCAGUGUAUGUAUAUGCUCAAUGUAGAUAACUUCAGAUACGAUGUCUCUUUGUGCCUACAGAAGUCCCCAGCAGUGUGUUUCCCUAAUGGGAUGUGUGACACUCGUGCCUUAGCGUUCUGUCAUCCCUGGAAGACAGGAGAAAUCACAUGUUACUUUUAUGACAACCUGUACCCAGGAAUCCAGAUACAGAAGUCUCCGAGCUCUGAGCUUAGCUGAACAGAAUUGGAGCCUUGGAGCUCUUGUGCAUGUGGCUAGUUUUAAAGCCACAAGGACUUGGGCUGUAGGCUGGAUAAAAAGAAGCGGUGAUGGCCAAGAGCAGUGAGACCAGACAGGUGACAGAGGGAUCCCCAGAGAGGAGCAGAAGAACUUAGAGAACUGACAAAGUUCCACAGAGUGAUGGCACUUAGCCUGCCCCACCACACAGACCAGCGAGAAAUGCCUGUGACCAUGAGCGUGACCCUGUGUCUUCAGGAAGUGGCUGGGAUUUUGUUUGUGUGUUUUCCCCAGGAGAAAGAAAAAAGGAAGAUGAACUUGGCUUUUUAUUCUUAUGCACAAGGGUGAAGCACAUUGCCAGUGGCCCGUGACAGUCCCAGGAGGCCUGUGUUACCAUUGUGGUUGGGCAUUCUCCGGGCUAGGGCGUGAACUGAGGGCAGAGUGGAAAAGACUCGGCCCAUCUGAAGGGGUCUCUCUUCCCUUUCAAGAAGGAACUGUGCAGGCUGGUGGGUCUACAGGAAUGGACAGGUCUUAUCUUCUUCCCCUUCCAGGGCUCACAAUCUAGCUCCAGGCAGGAACAAAUAGGUGGGCUCCAGGUAUGUGUGGGAGGCCUCUGGGGUGACUCCAGGCUAUGCCCAAGGCUGGAAGUAUGACCAGGGAAUUCUGGGAUGAUCCCUAAGUGGGUUAAAACUGGAUCAAGUUUACCCUAAACUGACACUUUUUUUUCUUUUGGAAAAUACUUAAUGCCCCCUUUUUUACAGAUGGAAUUUGUCUGGUAGGUGGGGGUGCCCUCAGGCAUUAGCAUCAGAUACACACCCACAGUGUUAAAGACCCAGAGAGGCACUUUAAACAUAACGAAUAUUGAGGCCCUAAGAGGGACCCGACUCCAAGGUCACCACCCUAUGCACACAGACCAAGUCCCUCCCAAGCUGGCAUCAGGCUACACCAUGUACGGUCUUCAUCUUAGCACAGAACCUAGGAAAGGCAAGCAGGACGGCAGUGCCUUGGGCUUGUUACUUGGUCUAUGACCUCAGCCAUAAGGCCUCCCCUGCACACUGCCAUUUUGCCGGGAAAUCAGGGGCUGGUGCACCUGACCUCAGACCCAGGUAGCUGAGUCCUGAUGCUCACUAAGAUCAUUAGUCCACCACUUGGUCAGAACUGUGGCAAAGGACAUCAGCACUUCCUUUUCCGCUUUCCCAUCUCACAGGUAAGAAACUUGAGGCCCAGAGAAGGAAAGUCCCUUACCCACAGCCACACAGCAAGAACCUAUAAAGCCAGAAAUGGGCUGGUCACCACCGUCCUCAGGUGAUAUCAUGUUCAUUAUAUAGUAUAGCCUCCCCACACCUCCCUUCCCAGGGCGAGGACGUGGCUCAGAGAUAGCACACUUGCCCAACAGGUGUGAGUCCUGGGUUCCAUCCCCAGAACUUAAGAGAGAAAAAGAAAAAGCAGAAAAGAGAGCUGUUUACUAUGAAUGUAGUUGUGUCUUGUGGUAAAUGGCUGGGGAGGGUGUAACUGCAAUAUGCCGGUGGUGGGGUGGUGGGAACAUAUCUCUGUUUUUAACUAUGACAAUGACACUGUGGAUUGCUUGUUUGCAUAACUUUUUGAACAGAGGGGGACUGAUAUUUUUAUUUCUUUCAUAUGAAUAUAGCUGGAAUAUGACAUACUAGCCAUUUCUGGGUGCUUUUCCGAUGUAACUUCUUUUGCUUAAAGUGCGUAUAGACACCUGCUACUGUGAUGUCGCCUCCUAGCCAAUUACCAUGGAGAGUUGGAAGGUGUCCCUGGAGAGAAGUGUUGGAGCUUAAAAAGCUUAAAAAGUCUUUGUUAGGAGUGUGUGUGUGUGUGUACAUGUGUGUGUGUGUACGUGUGUGUGUGUACAUGAGUGUGUGUAUGUGUGUGUGUGUGUGUGUGUGUACGUGUGUGUUAUUUGUCCUGCAGACAGUGCUCACAUGUAACCUACCUAGGUUAGCCUAGGAAUAUGUGUGUGUGUAUGUGUGUGUGUGUGUGUGUGUGUGUGUGUGUGUGUGUAAGGAUCCAAGCAGGUACUAUCAGUGCUGUUGGUCCCCUACCCUGUGUCGCUUUCUGCUCCUUUCGUCCCCAUCUGUCCUCUGAGUGCAGAAUGCAGGAGCAGAGAAUCUGUUUAUAAUGUAGUUGGUCUAAGUGGAGUUAGGGCUCAGGACAACGGGUGAGCUAGGAAGUCCUGGAGGUGCUGGCGGGAAGGGCCGAGGCGCUGCUCACUAGGCUGUGGUGGUUUGGAAGAAAAUGGCUCCUAAAGGAGUGGCACUAUUAGGAGGUGUGGCCUUGUUGGGGGAAGUGUGUCACUGUGGGGAAGGGCUUUGAGGUCUCUUUUGCUCAAGCUUCUCAAUGUGUGAUAGUCAGUUGACUUCCUGCUGCCUUCUGGUGGAGAUGCAGCCAGUACCACGUUUGCCCACACGCCACCAUGCUCCCUGCCAUGAUGAUAAUGGAUUGACCUCUGAAACUGUAAGCCAUCACCCCAAUUACAUGUUUUCUGUGUAAGAGUUGCUGUGGUCAUGGUGUCUCUUCACAGCAAUAGAAUCCCUAACUAAGACACAGACGAUGCCUUUCUGUGGGGAACCAACACCGAAGGGCUGGCAUUUCCAUACUGCCCACCCCGAUCAAGCCUGAUAGUUCUUCAUCCCUACGCGUGAGGUGAGACACAGGGGCUUUUAAAGAUAUAAAGCCACUUGCCCACAUCCAGGUGAGACUGGAAUCCAGGGUUAUUGGACCCUGGAGCCCAUACUGGGGAGAAAGGACUUGGGGCUGGUACCACUAAGCUGCAGUCUCUGUGGCCUCUGGGAAUGGUGUCACUGAGUGGCCACUCUCUGCUCUCAGCUCCAUUGGGGUGGGGUUAACGAGACUCUGUGGCUUCCUGUGACUCUCUGAGGAAUCCCCUCAGCAGGCACAUCCCUGCAGGUCAUUGGCCAUCAGCCUCGUGUUGCUCCAAGAGGCAGGACUUGCCACACACCCUGAGGGCCUCCUCUGCCCCUGUGAAGUCCCCCAUCAUUGGCCUCAGUUCCCUGUGGGACCAGAGUCCUAAGAUACUUUAGAGGAAGGAAACUGGGGUUCCUCUGCAGCUGGGACAAGGGGAAUGACAAGCCCCUCGUGAGCUACUGCUGGGAGGCCGGGUGCCAAGGGUGUGGGCCACCCUGCGAGGAUGCCCAGGCUGCCUGACAGCGAGAGAGACUGAGAGGGCCUUUCUUUUUCCAUGCAAUGUGAAGUCAGGACAGGUCAGAUCAACAAACUCUGUGAAGGGUUUGAGAAUCUGAGCCGAGCUGAUCUGGCUGGGGUAAUCAGAUGGGAAACAGAGACAGAGGCCAGUCAGGGACCACAGAGGCGGAGGGCCGCUAAUGCACGCUAAGUAGCCAUGAGGCCAGACUUUAUGUUGCACGUGUUUACCACUGUUUAAGAAGGGACACAGCAAGAAAGGGAGACAGGAAGUGGGGAGUAGGAGGGAGAGAAAGAAGGAGAGAGAAAGAGAAAGGAAUGGAGAAAGGAGAGAGGGGAAGAUGAAUAGACAGAUGGACGGAUGGACGGACGGACAGAUAAAGUGUCUUGUCCCCUCUUCAUUCUAACCCAUAUAUUAAGCCCUUAGAGUCCCUUCUUGGGGCCAUACAUAUUGGAACACUAGGGUAAAUGAAGUCUAGGCCCUGCCCUCUGGAUCUAGACCAAGAAGCAUCUGUUCUGUUUAAGAUGCUGAAUCCAGACCAGGGCCUUGGCCCUUGACUUUGCUCCUCUGCCUCCCACAGGUGCUGCUCAACCUACCAGGAGCUAGAGGGCCAUGGAGGAGACACAGGGGGACCUGGGGAUAAGUGGGAGGGUGUCUCAUGGCUUCUGCAAAUUAAAUGUAGCUGUGACUAUGAGGACAGAGGAGAUGUACUAGGGAGGCCAGAUGAGGGACAGGAGAAAGGGCCUGGGCAUAGCAGAAGGGAAAGGAAGCUCACUGGCUGCGCCUCUAGAGGUCCCAAGGUAGAUCCUUGAGGUCUGAGCACCAAGGCUUGGCAGGAGACCCAAGGCUGUCUUUGGCUAUGGACAUCUAAGGUUUUAGACACAACCCAGGAGGGGUCAUACCCCACUUCCCUCUCUCAGGGAGGUCAGCCUACAGCAGAGGUUCCUCUGUUCCCUCACCCUAGUCUUGUAUACUUUCCAGGUCAGCAUAGAAAAGAGAAGUGAGCCAUUCCCUCCCUUAAUGUACCUGUGGCAGACAUGAGUAGUUGAUCAUUGAGCCUUUCUCUCUCUCCAGCCUGAAUGGACUUCCUGGUCCUCAAACCACUUAAGUAUUACUGCUAAUCUGUCCUGUGGGAAAAGCACCUGCUUGUCAUCCUCAUCCUUAAUCCUAACCCCCUCAGAAGACAAAAUUCUUGCCUGCUUCUUCCCCCAACCCCCACAUUAACUUUAGAACAUCCCAGUAAAAAUCAGUUUUUCUUAGCAAGGAAGAAUGCAUCAGGCUGCUGCCUAGGUGUAUCGGCCACUAUUGGAACCAAAAUCCCAGGUUCAUUCUGCGCCCCACAUCUGGGUCUCACGCUCUGUUGGCAGAACUUGGAGGCAUGGCCCUUAGAAGUUCCAGGAAUGGCCUCUGUGUUGCCUGCCAGCCCCUGCUAGUUGUCAGGAGUCCCUGAGCCCUUCAAUCUACUCUUGGAACACCCGUCCUGCAGAGCCUGGGCUGAACUUGCCACCCUGCUCUGUGGUCAGAUCUCCAGGAAGAUCACAGUGUUUCAGUCAUUCUUGGCUCCACUGAGCUCCUGAGAGCAAAUCCCGGAAAGGGAAAAAGGGCUGCAGCUUUUCCAGACUAGUGCUAACCUUCUAGCCGGUCACUGAGGCCCACCAUCACCAACAGAGCCCAGGUGCCUCUCCAGCACAGGGUUGCCCCUGAAGGACUGAAGAUCAGCCGACAUUUCCCCCUCAACCCCAAGGCACAAGCGGACGGCUUUCUGUUUAUUGACUUAAGAGCAAGUGGGGAGUUGUUCUAAAAAAACAACUGAGGAACAAAAACCUGGGGUCUCCCGGCACAAGCCAUACAGGCAGCCCACAUGGCUCAGCAUCCUCCAGGCAUCUGCUUGCCUUCAGUUCCCAUGGUAACAUCACAGGUGCCCACAGGAUGGUACCCAGCCAUCCCUGAACACAGGAGACAGCAGUGGCAGAGGAGUUCAGCUUCCCAAGAGAUCCCAGGUUUCCUUUCGAGUCCUUUGGUCCCUGCUCAGUGCUGUUGUACUAAUUCCACAGACAGGCCACCUGUGCUCCUGGUGACACUGGACAGAUGAGGGACAGAGCCUGUAGCCCCUCUUUUAGUUCUAUGGGAAGAAAGCGAAGAGACCCACAAGGCAGGGCCUGCAAUACAGCCCAGCUCCUGAGAACCUGGGCAGUGGAGUCACGAGCUUAUGUUUAGGUGCUGAACCCAGAGCGCAGACAAGGUUAGCAAACUGCCUAAAAUCAGCCAGCCAGUGAGUGAGUGAGACAUGUAGGAUUUGAACCCAGGGGUGACGGGUCACAAGUUGGGUGUUUUUCUGCCACUGUGUGGAACUUGCCUUCGUCUUCCGUUGCUUUUCUUUCCCUUGUGGACCACAGGCCACUGUUACUCCCGCAUCUGGGUAGCCUGUUGGAAGGUGCCGUUCCUGUGCAGGAGUGGCAGAGUUUCUCUCCUGUGUCUACUCUACCAGCAAACUCUUUGACCCCCAUUGCCAGGGGGGAGUUGGGAGCACCAGGGUAGGGUGCCAGGGGCAGGACUGGAAACAGACUCGGGCCACCACUGUCAGGGGCAGAUGCAGGACAGAGGUUGCUGUGGGAGAUCACUGUGCAUGGUGCCAAAUUCUUCUAGAAGAGCGCAGAUGCAGGGGUCAGGCAAGUUCUUGGAGCUCCUGGGAUAAAGAGGAUAAAGAGGUGGGCAGAGAAGGAGAGUGCAUGUCUGUGUGCGUGUGUGUGCGUGUGUAUAUGUAUUGUGUAAGUGUGCUUUGGUGUCCAGAGCAAUCAAAUUCAUUGUUUAAAGUGUUCACUUGUGUAAACAGUACAGAGGGACCAUCUCCUCUUGUCACAAGUCUCUGUGGUAAUAAAACAUGAAUUUUUGAAAAGUUCAGCUUUCUGGGAAGGCCGGCGGAACUGGAGCCAAAAUGACGAUCUUGGAACACGUGUGUGUGUGUGUGUGUGUGUGUGUGUGUGUGUGUGUGUGUGUGUGUGUGUUAUCUCAGUUCAUAUCAAGUCCAGAGCUGACUGGGGGCCGCAGCGCCUCUCAGUUCUGUGGGAUGGGUCAUGUAAGUCUCCGGUCCCUGCUGAGCGCUGUUGUGCUUGUCUAUUUUGGUGGCAGCGGUAUUCUGAAAGAUGAGUUCGUGUUUUCAUUGUUGUUUUAUGUUUUUUUUAAUGUAUCUGCUCUAUGUUUGGAAAUAAAAAGCUCUAUUUUGGUCUAUGA